Messenger RNA from Solanum stenotomum, 3877 nucleotides. Its product is annotated as probable disease resistance protein At1g61310. NCBI's taxonomy places the organism in Eukaryota, Viridiplantae, Streptophyta, Magnoliopsida, Solanales, Solanaceae. The record is from RefSeq and is a predicted model, not a curated record. Gene Ontology annotation, molecular function: ATP hydrolysis activity; ADP binding. The transcript has 4 exons. The coding region runs from base 76 to 3813 and encodes 1245 amino acids.
UCAGCUUUCAAUUCACUCUCAACCUAUUUCCAUUCUGCCUUGUAACUAAGAAAUCUAGUGAAGAAUUAAUCAGUUAUGGAAUUCUUAUCUAUUUUUGUGGACAAGGUAACAGAUUGCUUGAUCCAGCCAGUUACGCGAGGGAUUGGGUAUUUCUUUUACUACAAGAGAAACAUCAGAUCUAUGGAAAAUGAAUCUGAAAAGCUGGAGGAUAUCAGAAUUGGGGUGCAUCAAAGAGCGGAAGCAAACCAGAGAAACUUACAAGUCAUUUCACCCAAUGUUGAGGCUUGGUUUACUAGUGUUGCUACCACUACUGCUGAGGUGGCAGCUGUAAUGCGACGAGGUAGAAUUGAGGUUGAAAGAUAUAAUUGGUGUCCAAACUUGAAGUCACGUUACUCUCUGAGCAGGAGAGCUAAGAAAAUUGCGUUGGAGUUGAUUGAACUUCGAAAUGAAGGUAAAGAUUAUGCUGUUUUCUGCUAUCCUGCUGUUGGAAAUGAACCUGUACCUAUGAACAGUGCUGAAGAGUUUGAUUCUAGAAAAUUGCAAGAGGAUGAGGUCAUGGCAGCUUUGAACGAUGGGGUCACUAUUAUUGGGAUAUGUGGUCUGGGUGGUGUUGGUAAGACGACACUGGCGGAGAAAAUCAGACAAAAGGCGAAACAAGAAAGGUUGUUCAAUGAUGUUGUUAUGUUAAUUGUCAGUCAACAACCAGAUCCUAAAAGAAUUCAGGAUGAGAUCGCAAGAGGGGUCGGGCUUACAUUAGAAGGGGAUGAUUUGUGGAGUCGUGGAGAUCUGCUGCGUACAAGGUUAAUGGAUCACAACAGCUGUACUCUUGUAAUCUUGGAUGAUGUUUGGGAGGCUCUUCAUGAUCUAGAGAAACUUGGAAUUCCCACCGGUAGCAACCACAACUACCGGUGCAAAGUUAUAUUGACGACACGUCUCCGACCUGUUUGUGAUAUAAUGAAGGCUCAGAAGAUCAUGGAAAUUGGAACUUUACCUGAAGAGGAAGCAUGGAUCCUUUUCAAGGAGAAAAUCGGUAAUUCAGUCGACGAUCCUUCUCUGCUUGACAUAGCAAAAGAUGUUUCCAAAGAAUGCAAGGGGUUGCCGCUAGCAAUUAUUACAGUUGCAGGAGCACUAAAGCGUAAAACCAAGCCUUCGUGGGAGGAUGCCCUUAAACAAUUACGUGGUGCAGAAACAAGAAAUAUCCCUGGAGUGCACACAAAGGUGUAUAGACCUCUGAGGCUAAGCUAUGAUCACUUGGAAAGUGAUGAAGCCAGGUACCUCUUUUUGCUUUGUUCUUUGUUUGAGGAAGAUAGUGAUAUUUGGAUUGAAGAAUUACUUAGAUAUGGAAUGGGGCUUGGCAUUUUUUCGGAAAUGAACAAUUUAGAACAUGCAAGAAAUAGGGUGUGUCUUUUGAUAGAAAUAUUGAAAGACAGUUUCUUGUUAUCCCAAGGUUCAAACAAAAACUAUGUCAAAAUGCAUGAUGUGGUACGUGACGUGGCUAUAUAUAUUGCAUCUGAGGAAGAGCAUAUAUUUAUGGUAAGGCAUGAUGUGAACUCAAAAGAGUUCCCCAAAAAAGACUCUUAUGAGCAAUACAAUCACAUGUCAAUAGUUGCAAAUGAAUUUGAGGAGCUUCCUAGACCAAUAUUUUGCCCAAAACUGAAGCUUCUAAUGCUGAAACUCUGUUUUGAAAAUCUAUUCAAAUUACAGGAUAACUUUUUCAAUGACAUGGGUGAACUCAAAGUCUUAAGCCUGAGUAGAUAUAAUAAGAACUCCAUUUGUCCUUUUCCAACAUCCAUUCAGAGGUUAUCGAGUUUGAGGACGCUGCGUCUGAUUAAUUUAGAGUUGGAUGACAUAUCUAUUAUUGGGGAACUUGUCAAUUUAGAAAUUCUAAGCAUAAGAGAUACUCGGUUAGAUGAGCUGCCAGUGGAGAUAGGAAAUUUGACCAAGUUAAUUGUAUUAGAGUUUUGGAAUGAGAAUAAAGCACUUCAAAGGAUUUCAACAGGUGUCUUAUCAAGACUAGUUCGAUUGGAGGAACUACAUAUGGUGGGAGUAGAAGAUUGUAGUUACUCCACCUUGAGGGAACUGAAAUCCUUAUCGAAAUUGACUGCACUGACGUUAGAUCAAUGUGCCAGAGAUGUGAUUUACAAUAAGUUGGUCCUUCCCUCCAAGUUGACACGUUACACUAUUAAAGUGGGGUAUGCUUACGAAGAGAUCAUGGAUGAUUACGACAAGAGUAUUGCUUUCCAGGUCAUGGAGACCACCCCAUUGGGUGAUUGGAUCUGCCACCUGUUGAAGGAGAGUGAAUAUGUAAAUUCACAUGGAGAGGGCUCUAAUAAUGUGUUGACUGAGUUGCAACUGAAUGAAUUUCAGAACAUGAAAUGUCUCCGCCUCUCUGAUUGUGAUUUAGUGACACAUAUAUUCAACAUCUCUCGGAUGACACAUGAAGUAAUCAAGUUCCCCAAUUUAUAUGAGUUGGAGAUUCAAUCUCUGGUAUGCCUCACUCACUUUUGCAGUGACAAUGUUGACGGCAUUGAGUUCCCUCAGUUACGGAAAAUGACCUUCAGUUAUUUACCUGAGUUCCAAAAUUUGUGGCCUACGGUCAACAACUCCGUCACUCACUCAAAUCCUCUUUUUGACGAAAAGGUUUCUUGUCCCAACUUGGAAGAGCUAAUCAUCUGGAAACUUGAAAGCAUCAGUGCUCUAUGCUCUCACCAACUUCCAACUGCCUACUUCAGCAAACUUGAAACAUUGGAAGUAUCGUAUUGUAGAAACUUGAGAAACUUGAUGUCUCCAACAGUGGCUCGGGGUGCACUGAAUCUACGAAGAAUACGAAUAUACAAUUGUGUGUCAAUGGAAGAAGUGAUCACAGAAGAGGAACGACAAGGAGAAGAAAUCAUGACCUUAUUUCCUCUGUUGGAAAUGUUGGAGCUUGAAGAACUGCCUAAGCUGAGGCAUUUCUUUCUGACAAAGCGUGUUACUGAAUUUCCAUUUCUCAGAGAAGUGAGAAUUCGUGAUUGCCCUGAAAUGCAGACGUUUGUCCAACAUGGAAUAUCUGUCAGUACACCGAGUCUCGAAAGUGUGAACAAUGAUGAUGAGGUGAAAGUAGUUGAUGUUCUCAAUAAAGCCAUGUUCAAUUCUAAGGUUUCUUGUCCGAGCCUGGAAUAUCUAUGUAUCAAUAAGGCUAACAGUAUAAAUUCUCUAUACUCUCAUCAACAUCCAACUGCCUACUUUAGCAAACUUGAAAAAUUGGAACUAUGGCAUUGUGGAAAAUUGAGAAACUUGAUGUCUCCAUCAGUGGCCAGAAGUCUUCUGAAUCUCCGAAUACUAGCUAUAUAUGAUUGUCAAUCAAUGGAAGAAGUGAUCACAAAAGAGGAACAACAAGGAGAACGAAUCAUGACCUUAUUUCCCCGGUUGGAAGACCUGAGUCUAGACAAUCUGCCUAAGCUGGGGCAUUUCUUUCCGACGGAGCAUGCUCUUAAAUUUCCAUUUCUCAGAGAAGUGUGGAUUGAUGAUUGCCCGAAAAUGAAGACGUUUUUCCAACAUGGAAUAUCUGUGAGCACACCGAGUCUCGAAAGUGUGAACAAUGAUGAUGAGGUGAAAGUAGUUGAUCUCAAUAAAGCCAUGUUCCAUUCUAAGGUUUCUUGUCCGAGCCUGGAAUAUCUAUAUAUCGAGAAGGCUAACAGUAUAAGUGCUCUAUACUCUCAUCAACAUCCAACUGCCCACUUUAGCAACCUUGAAACAUUGGAACUAUGGCAUUGUGGAAAAUUGAGAAACUUGAUGUCUCCAUCAGUGGCCAGAAGUCUUCUGAAUCUCUGAAUACUAGCUAUAUAUGAUUGUCAAUCAAUGGAAGAAGUGAGGAGAAGUAAUCAUGACCUUAUUU